AAUGAGUGGAACUUCAAGAAUGUUUAAUGUAGGGAAGGUUGUGACAUAAUUUGAUCCCUAAGUAAGAAUUGAUUAAAGCUUCAUUAAGUUGCUAAGCUUUCGUUAAUGAACUCACAUCAAAUUUAGUAUGAAGAGAGACAACUCAACCUGCCUUCAACAAAUCCACUUUCAAUUCUUACAAUCAAUGAUGCCAUUCUUCUUUGUUUUCAAGAAAUAUCAAUUUUGGUAUCCAUCGCCACGAGUUCAAGAUUCAUUCGGAGCUUCGCUUGGGAAUCACUACUUCUAGAUCGAGUCCAAAACAAGCAAUAUAAAAAACAUGGAUAAUGCCCUUUUAUUUUUCUUGAAACAAACUAACUAUUGUAUUUGUAUUAACUAUAAAACAAUAAGAUAUAUGAUUGAUGACUUAUUGUAGAAGAGAGGUAAGUGAAGAAAAUGAGUCUACCAUAGUGUUUGAUUUGGCUUUAGUCACUCACUACUCAACCAAACCAACUUUUUCAAGGUGAUGUUCGUUAGAGACACAUAAAGUGAAUGGAAAUGGAAAACAUUGAAUAUGAUGCAACCCAACAUAUUAGGUUAAAAGAAAAAGUGUAAAGAAAAUGCAUAUAUACAAUCUUGCGUAUGUAUGUGUAUGUCACUUUCAUUCACCAAACGGAUUUGUUUAUAAGAUGUAGCUUGACUUUGUAUAGGCAAUGAUAACAUGUUGACAGGAAAUUGAAUCAUUAUUAUAUUAUAACAAGAAGUAGGGGUAGCUAGGGCUAUAUAUUGUUGUUGUGAAAUCUAAGAUCAAAGGUUGCAUUGAUCGAAGAAAGAACAAUGAGACAAAGAAUGGAAAGGCUUGUGAUUCUUCCGUUCUCAGCUGGUUGCAUCUCUGAGGCCACUGUUGCUGUUGGUGUUCCUCACCCAAGAAGAUCAAAACCAUACACCAAUCCAUCAUCUCCUUCAAUAAAGUUAUUUGAAUUUUCUGGUUUUAUACGGGACGAGACAGAAGGAACAAAAGGUGUUGAGGAUUCAGACAUGAAGAACUCGUUGAAGGUGGUAGACGUUCUUCCAAAGCCUAACCUAUCCAAUGGCUUCAACAGACUGUUCAAGGGUUUCAAGAAUUUCUCUCAAUUGUUUGUGGAGAAAGACGAGUACGAGGAAGAGGAGAUAGACAUGGAAAUAGGUUGUCCAACAGAUGUGCAGCACGUGACACACAUCGGUUGGGAUGGCAUUGCAACUUCUAAUGAUCCUCUCAUUCCUCCACAACUCCUCUCUCUAUCAUCUCAAUCUUUUUCCCACCAACACCCAAAACUUCAAACAUCAUCAUCGUCAUCUCCUAAUUAGUAUUCCACCCUUUUUAAGAAUAUUCUUAUAUGUCUCACUUCAUGUAUCAUUCCUUCACAAUAUAUAUAUUUUGGUGCUUCAAUUUACUA
This is a messenger RNA of Vigna radiata var. radiata (mung bean), 1412 nucleotides long. RefSeq names its product CRIB domain-containing protein RIC4. Bases 814 to 1323 code for a protein of 169 amino acids. The record is from RefSeq and is a predicted model, not a curated record. The transcript has 3 exons. Lineage: Eukaryota; Viridiplantae; Streptophyta; Magnoliopsida; Fabales; Fabaceae.